This is a messenger RNA of Paramuricea clavata, 321 nucleotides long. The record is from the annotation of a GenBank genome assembly. NCBI's taxonomy places the organism in Eukaryota, Metazoa, Cnidaria, Anthozoa, Malacalcyonacea, Plexauridae.
AUGACGAAGGCUGUGAACUUAUUAUUGGAUGAAUUCAAGAAAAGGUUUGGGAAAUACCCGGAAGUUGCUCAGUUCGACGAGGGAAAGGAAUUCUACAAUGUUGGUGUUAGGAACCUCUUACAAAAACACAACGUCCGCUAUUUUUCCACGAACUCUGACAGAAAGGCAGCUAUCGUUGAAAGAUUUAACAGAACCUUGAAAACAAUGAUGUGGAAGUAUUUCUACAGCAAAGGAACUUACAACUGGGUCGAUGCCAUAGACGAGCUUACGUAUAACUACAAUCAUACGAAGCACAGCAGUAUACUAAUGAGACCCGCUGAC